This is a messenger RNA of Seriola dumerili (greater amberjack), 2895 nucleotides long. It is a transcript of the gene smpd2b, whose product is annotated as sphingomyelin phosphodiesterase 2. NCBI's taxonomy places the organism in Eukaryota, Metazoa, Chordata, Actinopteri, Carangiformes, Carangidae. Gene Ontology annotation, cellular component: cytoplasm. The coding region runs from base 372 to 1697 and encodes 441 amino acids. Gene Ontology annotation, molecular function: sphingomyelin phosphodiesterase activity. The transcript has 11 exons. The record is from RefSeq and is a predicted model, not a curated record.
UUUGAGGGAAAAUUGCAACCGGAGGUCAUAACAAUUAUUUUUAUCCCAGCCGACUCUACGCCGACAGGAAAAGCACGUAGGAAGAAGUGGCUAAACACCGCUAAGUCAGUGUUAGUUAUCUGAGAUGCUGACCAACCCACUAUGUCUUUUUUGAUAAUAAUUAACUAGGAUUACAUUAACAGCUGACCGGCAACGUAAAGGGAAGUAUUUCUGGGUCCAAAGCGAAAGCUAACGUUACGACACCAUACAUCCAACGGUCCAGUUAACUUCAGCCGACGACAACAGGUUCAUGAGGUGUUGUGCCAGUCAUCUCACCUGAUCUCACAUUCCUGAUCUGACACUCCCAUCAUCACAUCCACAGAUCUGUCAGCAUGGUGACCAGAGACUCUGUCAGGGUCUUCUCUCUGAACUGCUGGGGGAUCCGCUACCUCAGCAAACACUGUCGUCAGCGCUAUGCCAUGAUUGGAGAUAUGUUGUGCAAGGAAGAGCAUGAUAUUGUCUUACUGCAAGAGGUGUGGAGUGAGAGGGACUACCUGUUCUUAAAAAAGAAACUUGCCUGUAGUCAUCCUCACUCUCAUUACUUCAAAAGUGGAGUCAUAGGAAGUGGACUGGCCAUUUUCUCCAAGCACAGAAUCCAUGACACGUUUCUUUAUCGCUACUCACUGAACGGUUAUCCAUACAUGGCCCACCAUGGAGACUGGUUUGGAGGUAAAGCCGUUGGGAUGGCCAUUUUAAGCAUUGGCAGCCUUACUGCGAAUGUCUACGUGACUCAUCUGCAUGCGGAGUACUGCAGAGAGAAGGACUCUUACCUGCCUCACAGAGUGGUUCAGGCCUGGGAGCUGCAGCAGUUUGUUCGGCACACCUCUGCUGGAGCAGAUGUGGUGAUUUUAGGUGGUGACCUCAACAUGCACCCUCAGGACCUCGGCAACAGGCUGCUGAUGUCUUACACUGGACUCCGGGACUCUUAUUUAGAGACUGAUAAAUUUGAUGGAUGUGAGAAUGGUUUGACUCUAAUAGCUGACAACGCUUUUAUCAGUAAAAAGGAGCUCGGUCCCUUUGAGGAAGGAAUCCGAAUUGACUACAUCCUGUUCAAGGGUUCUCCCAAAAUGGACAUUUUUUGUGAUUCCAUGUCCACCACCAAAGGCUCCGUCCCUGACCAUCCUUUCCCGUACUCCGACCACGAGGCUCUGACUGCUGAACUGAGGCUGGAGUCACACACUCUAGCUGAGAUUGGAGGUGGCAAGCAGUCAAAAGAUCAGGACUCUGCUGCAGAAAAGGUAGCUGAGUUGGUCGACAUUGUAACAGAGGCCCGCACCGAAGUCAAAGUAGGUUUGCACUGUGCAGAGAGCAUGCGCUACACAGCAACACGCACCGCAGCAAUGGGGUUAGCCCUGCUGUUCCUGGAGCUGUUCAUCGCUGCUGUACCGUGGUUGGCUCUGGGAGCUGAACAACCUUUCCCUCGUACCUCCUUCUACCUGCUGGCUGUGCUGUGCUUCGCCAUCCUGCUCACCACCUCUCUGCUGUACAUCUUCUACACCAUGGAACUGAAAUCUCUCCAGGGGGCUGAAGACCAGAUGAGACUGGCUUUAGGAAGUCUGCAAGAGAAGCUCAGGGGUUUUCCUCUGGCUCAGCCUCACAACGCCCAGCGGAAGUCCCCAGAGGGUCAGGAGCCCAGUGCCUUUGACCCAGAGGAAUAAAGUCAGAGCCAACUGGGUCGAAGCAGGCUCAGUGAAAUGAAACCUUUUGAAGUGAGCUUUAAAAUGGAUGUUUGAGGGAGUUAUUGCUCCUCUGAAUGUGUUUUAUGCUUUAGAGAUUUAGAUUUGUACUGCGCAAUGAUGGAGUUAAAGUGUAUUGAAGGAAGUUUCUGAUAGCAGUGCCGGACACAAUCAUGCUUUGACAUUUUUAUACUUUUUAUAUACUCGUCUUUAGCCUUUUAUUACCUCUAGGUUUCCCUCUAUGCACCUCCACAAAUAUACUUCCUAUUUGACCAUAAGAUACUUCUGUGCUACUGCUGUGCUUAAAGGUUGUAAAUGUGGCCAUUUGUGUUUUUGUAAGCCUGAGGUCCGACUUGCAUUCCAACCAACCAGUAGUUUCAUUGGGACCAGUUGUUUCUGUUUUUAAUUUCAAUCCCUUUUGUGAUUUGGAGAGUCCACCACACAAUCUUAGCGGGUCCAGACUGUGUUUGCAGAAUUACUUGAUAUGCGUCAACACUUACAGCAGUGGACCGUGCUGCACACAGGACACAGACACUCCGGAGGUUUUAGGUUUACAUGUAGGUCAGUAACAUAUGUAGGUCAGUAACAUUUUUUCUCUGCAGGACAGAUCACUGAGAACUGGAGGUAGCACCUGAAGACAAGGAUCCUUAGGCACUGGUUUAGUCUUCUCAGCAUAGUAUACUGUAGGAAAAGGGACAAAUUUUAUCUGCAUGUCUCAGUUCUCAUGUUCACAGUCUUGCACUGGAAAGUACCUUUAUGUUAGAAACAAUCUACAAUCCUCUUUCCCAAACUAUAGCAGUGAGGAUGCACUGAAGAUAUUCUGUCAUAUAUGCUCUUAACUUAAAUUACAUGAAUCACAGCAUCUUGUACUGCAGUAAAUUAAAAUCGCUACUAAUACAUCUUUAGUGAGCAGCGCACUUAGUUGACUAACCAGAUAAACCACUUUCAUUUAUGUAUGCUGGGAAAUUAUCACUGUAAAACGGUGUUAAGACUCAGAUGGAGCCUAAUGGCUGAUUGUUUUUAAAUUUAAUUCUUAACUGUCACCUCAGUGUUAGAAAAGUACUGUGUAGUUCUUAAUUUUAUUAAGUUUCAUAGAAUUUCAGAUGAUACCUGACGUUCAUUCCAAUUGAAAAUUGUGAUGGGCAUGAUUAUGAAAGCAAUAAUAAAGACAUUAUAUUCA